GCAAAUUGGAAGACUGGUUGUUAUCUGAUUCGUGAUUGCAGGGGGUAAAUUAUCAAUAAUUACUGGCGUGGUUGACUCUGGAUCUUUCCACUGGACAUCAGGUCCAGAUAUAUUGUGACAACCAUCCCAUCUUACGAUUUGAUAGGAAAUUGCAUUGCUUAUUGUUAGUGACCAUUUAUUGACUUGAAACCAUAUCGAAGAAAUAGCAUUCUCGGCGCAAUGACGGAUCAAUUCGCAUAUACAUACCCCUCACCGUUGGAGGGGUAUGAGAACCUCGAACCACUCCCGGAAGAGAGAAACGACGAUGGAAAGUCUUUCAGAAACCCGCAGCAUGGGGUGCUGAGCAAGGCGUAUGAGGAAUUUCCGGAUCCUUUAUCCAAGGGUCGACGGGGAGGGUUUGAUAUCCAUAUUUAUCAUUUUCAGAACAACCCCGACCAAGCAGCUUACGCAAGAGCCCUCUGGGAACGAAUCCGCCGGGAAUUCCCCGAACUUCGUAUCUACACCUUCUUCGACCGCCCCAUAGGCCCUCACCCUGUCGCCAUGUUCGAAGUGAACCUCUUCAGCCCCGCUCAAUUCGGCGCUUUCAUCCCAUGGCUGGUGAUCAAUCGUGGUCCGCUGAGUGCCCUGAUACAUCCGAAUACGGUGGACGCAGAGGAAGAGAGGAACCAUACUCAGAGGGCGACGUGGUUAGGAGAGAGGAUUCCGUUGGAUUUGAGGCUGUUUAAGCUGAUGAAAGAGAAGGAGAAGAGGGAGGAGGAGAGGGAGAGAGCGGCUGUUGCUGGUGGUGAGGGGAGGUUAUGAGCGUGCGUGAUAAGCAGCGUACAGGGACAGGGACAGGGGCAGCGGUAGUAUAGUAGAAUGGAUGGAAGUUGAUUGAUUAGAUAGUGAUACUAAGUGUCAAAUGCACGUGAAUACAAACUUGGUCAUGCCC
Aspergillus ruber CBS 135680 is the source of this 931-nucleotide messenger RNA. RefSeq lists its product as uncharacterized. The transcript is spliced from 4 exons. The coding region runs from base 220 to 801 and encodes 193 amino acids. The record is from RefSeq and is a predicted model, not a curated record. NCBI's taxonomy places the organism in Eukaryota, Fungi, Ascomycota, Eurotiomycetes, Eurotiales, Aspergillaceae.